UUCUCGUCGCGCCCGUCUGACUUCUGUUUUAGACUCCGAAGCCAGAAAAGAGAGCCGGAGGGAGAGAGAGAGGGGGAGCUUGAAGAAGAUUGCCAAACCCUAGAAUCGUUGAUUCUCAUGGAAAAUCUCUCUCAUUCUCGGCAUCCAAACAGGUCCGUACCCUCGCUCCCGAACUUCGGUUACGGCUCCGGCAAGGUGGCAACCGCCGCGUACGACGAGGUUUUCGGAGGUCCGCAGAGGUUUGGAGCCCCGACGCUCUCUCCUCGUCUUGAGGACUACUGCGAGAUCUUCGGCGGCUUCAACGGUGCCUCACGCGCCGCCGUCUCCUCGAUUCCGGUGCUCGAUCUUCCACUUGUCGAUGACAGAGAUGUCUACUUCGACGUCCGGAGCCCGGGUUUUGACUACCGUGAGGUUUUUGGAGGGUUUGACGACCUCGAUUUCGCGCCAUCGUACGAGGAACUGUUUGCGGAACGGUCUGAGGUUGGUGGUGGAGAUUCCUCCGACGAAGCUUGGACUCCUGAAGAAACGGGAUCUGUAUCGGCAGGGACAGAGCAUUCAAGCAAAAGCCCUUGCUUUUCCAAUGGAAGAGCUUCAUACGAGUCAAUCGAAGGCAGCACCGAGUUCAACAUCUCUUAUAACAAAGCCGGUCAGAUGAGCUACACAAAUCUGUCCAAUGGGGUGACGCAUGUAGCUGAUCCAGGCGUCAUUUCUGGCUGCACCUUUUCAGUUGAUGAAAUGGCAUAUGCCUAUCCAACAACAAAGCUCAAUAAGAAAACCGAGUCCUUUUUCUGCGGAGAUACGAGUGGAUUUGCAUUUGGAAACGAUGAGAGGAUCCAAAAACAUCGCAGCACAGUGGCGGCUUUUCCUAGUGAGACAUUUAUGACUGUUUCAGAUAUUAAUUUGAAGACUCAGCCGUCUGAAGUACCUCCUCCUUCAAGACCGCCUCCUAUAUUAAAGAGGGAUUCUAGUAGUUCGGCCUCUAAUGCAAGAACCACUGUGUCAGAAGGUUCUGUAGAUGAUAAUUCUCCUCGGUUCUUUGAUGUGGAGCUUGAUUCUAGUUCAGCUGCUCUGAGGGAAGCGAUUGGAAACGCUCAGGCAAGACUGAAAGGUGCAAAGGAGAUUUUGGAAAGGAAGAGGGAUGGGUCACGGAUAACAUUGAAGCCAAGCCCGGCAAAUGAAUCAAAGGGUGAGGAGGGGAAAUUUAGCCACGAUAACAUGGCGUUCCCUGCUGGUUCGCCCGAGUCUGAGAAAAAUAUUAAUGGGGCUAGAAAGUCCACAGAGGACAAGCAUGGGAAGAAGCCUCUUCCACUGCAAGGGUCUGCUAAAUUUGAUGGAAAUGGUGAAUGGAAAGAGGCUACACAAUUUUUUGAACUCGUGAGAACAGAAAAACCGAGAAAUGCUGAUGAGAGUAGUAGUGGAAACGAUAUUCGUUUGCAUCGCAAUGCGGAGUUGCCUGAGCAGAAGCAGAAAUGGGCAGCUAAGGGUGAUAUUGAGAAACUAAAGGGAAGGGAAACAAAAGUAGACAAGGGGAAACAAGAAGUUGAGAAAUCGCCAAAGAACUAUGGAACAAAAAAGGUAGCAUAUGGCCUUGAGAGUCACGAGAAGGAGAAGCUUGCAGAAAAGGAUCUUCAAGAGGCGAUGGAGGAGAAUUCAAGAAAUGUGCUGCUGCACAUCGAGGCCGAAAACAAGUUACUUGAUCAUGGUGGGUCAGAGAAGCACAAAAAUCUGGUAAGAUCUGAACGGGAAGGAAAUGUGCUCGUAGUUGACAAGUGUGCAAACAAAGAGAAAGAAUUGCAUUGUGAAGAAACUAAUAAUAAAUGCACAGAAAAUAAGGAAUUGGGCAGAAUUAAACCUCAUCCUCAGAAAGCAGUUGAAAGGAAACAUGAAUAUGUGUUUGAGUGGGAACAAAGUGCAAGAAAGCUCAGGGAGGCUCUCGGUCUAGCAGAUAACGAAAGCAUGUUAGCGGUGCCCCUGGAGCCAAAAGAAGAUGGUAAGAAACCGAGAGCUACUAAUGGGAUGGAUGAGAAUGAGAAGAAGUUGAAAGAGGCCUUGGAACGCAUAGAGAAUGAAAAUAAAAUGAAGGCGGCUCGUGAAAAAGAAGAGAAUGAGAGAAGAGUAAGAGAAGCUCUUGAGAAGGCAGAGAGUGAGAAAAGAUUGAAGGCAGCUUUGGAGCAAGAAGAGAAGGAAAGAACACUAAGAGAGGAACGUGAAAGAGAAGAGAAUGAGCGGAGAAUGAAGGAGAUUGAGAAGGCAAAACAAGAAAAGAGAAUGAAAGAGGAAGAAGAGAAGGAGCGGCAACAAAAAGAAGCUUUUGAAAAGGAAGAGAAAAACCGGAGAAUGAAAGAGGCUCGUGAGAGGGCAGAGCACGAAAGAAAACUUAAACUAGCUCAAGAGGAGAAAGAACGGGGGAUAAAAGAAGCCUGUGAAAAGGAAGAGAGUGAACGGAAACUAAAAGAGGCUCGUGAGAGGGCCGAGCUGGAGAGGAGACAGAAAGAAGCACUUGAACAAGAGCAGAAGGAAAGGCAAUUAAAAGAGGCUAUGGAGAAGGCAGAGAGUGAGAGGAGAUUGAAGGAGGCCCUUGAGCAAGCAGAGAAAGAAAGGAAGUUGAAAAAGGAACAAGAGGAGAAGAAGCUGAAAGAAGCUAUUGAACUGGAAGAGACAGAAAGAAAGCUGAGAGAAGAUCUCGAGAGGGCAGAGAUUGAUCGGAGACUGAAAGAGGCUCUUGAACAAGACGAGAUGAAGAGGAAACAGAGAGAGGCCGAGGAAAGAGAGGAAAGUGAAAAUGAAGAGAAACAACAUGAUGGUACAAGAGAGGACAUUAAGGAAAAACUGGAAGAGGCCAUAGAGAGAGACGGAAACAAUGGAAGUCAAAGAGAAGAUUGUGAAAGGGAGAAAACCUGUGAGAACCUUGGAGAAGUUACGCGAGAAGAUGAGGAAGAAGACAACCAUGAAACACCGAACGAGGUACCUGCAGAAGAAGAUGAAUCUGCGCAGGAGGAGACAAGGGACAUGUCUGGAAAAGCUUGUCCAUGGAAAGAUUUUGAGAAGAAUCUGAAAGAUGCUAGUCGAAAAGAGGGCUUGGAAGAGUCGAAUACAAAAGAUGGGUCAUCCGAGAGGAAUGCAGAACUGGGCAAAGGUGGAGGAGAUUACCAUCUCAAUGGGGAAAAUGUUGAAAAUACCAAAGCUGCAGCGGAAGAGGACAGGGUCAGAAACAUGGCCGAGGAUGGAAUUGGUCGUGAUCACAGAUCCAGAGCGUGCCCUGAUCUAGGAAUUACCGAAGGUAAGUUUGCUCGUCAAGACAAAAAACCAGAAAAACCUUUGCCCUCUCGAGUUGUCCGGGACUUUGUUGAUACCACGAUAAAGGAGGCUUUGCCUGUUAAACAUAACACGAGUCAGACCACAGGAAACAAGAGCAGGAAUCUGGACGAGAUACUUAUGAACCGGGAGAGAGAGAUCGAGAGAAUAAAGAGGGAAAGAGAGAGAGAAAAGGAUAGGAUGGGAUUUGAUCAGAGAGCAUUGGCCGAUGCCCGUGAAAGAUUGGAGAAGGCGUGUGCCGAGGCAAGAGAGAAGUCUACGGCCGAUAAGUUAUCAGCAGAGGCGAGGCUUAGAGCAGAACGGGCAGCAGUGGAUAGAGCAACUGCAGAAGCCCGUGAACGUGCAGCUGAAAAAGCUGCUAUCGAGGCAAGAGAGCGGAUGGAAAGAUCGGUUCCAGAUAAUAAUAAGCAAUUCCGGAGUUCAUCCUCCUUUAUUGGUUCAAGAUAUCAGAAUGCUCCUGCAUAUUCCGGUGCUGAUGUUGAAUCGCCUCAAAGGUAUAUCUCGAGGUUAGAAAGGCACCGCCGAACAGCUGACCGUGUGGCUAAAGCCUUGGAAGAGAAAAACAUGCGAGAUCUCGUGGCUCAGAGAGAGCAAGCAGAAAGAAACAGAUUAGCCGAAACAUUAGACGCGGAAGUAAAGAGGUGGUCGGGUGGAAAAGAAGGGAAUGUCCGAGCAUUGCUCUCAACGUUACAAUACAUACUCGGGCCCGAGAGCGGGUGGCAACCUAUACCAUUGACGGAAGUUAUAACUUCAGCGGCGGUGAAGAAAGCUUACAGAAAGGCGACGCUCUGUGUUCAUCCUGACAAAUUACAGCAAAGGGGAGCUAGUAUUCAGCAGAAGUAUAUAUGCGAAAAGGUUUUCGAUCUUCUCAAGGAAGCUUGGAACAGGUUCAACUCGGAAGAACGGUAGCUUGGAAUUUUUCACUGCAUUUUUUGUUAAAGGUUUUAAUCAAGGGUGACUCUUUUGAGUCCCCACUUCUCCCACUCAUCCACUCAUCUUGGGUUUAUUAUAAUUAUUAGUAAUUUGUAAAAUUCAUGGUGUAGUCAAAAGUAAAUAUCUACCAACCAUUGUUGUUAAGAUUUAUCCUCCAAUUGCAAAAUCUUCUUUGGCUUUGGCUUU
This is a messenger RNA of Tarenaya hassleriana, 4434 nucleotides long. Its product is annotated as auxilin-like protein 1. Gene Ontology annotation, cellular component: vesicle; cytoplasm; intracellular membrane-bounded organelle. Bases 118 to 4224 code for a protein of 1368 amino acids. The record is from RefSeq and is a predicted model, not a curated record. Gene Ontology annotation, biological process: clathrin-dependent endocytosis; clathrin coat disassembly. NCBI's taxonomy places the organism in Eukaryota, Viridiplantae, Streptophyta, Magnoliopsida, Brassicales, Cleomaceae. Gene Ontology annotation, molecular function: clathrin binding. The transcript has 8 exons.